Messenger RNA from Crotalus tigris (Tiger rattlesnake), 1034 nucleotides. It is a transcript of the gene GSX1, whose product is annotated as GS homeobox 1. The record is from RefSeq and is a predicted model, not a curated record. Gene Ontology annotation, molecular function: DNA-binding transcription factor activity, RNA polymerase II-specific; sequence-specific double-stranded DNA binding. Gene Ontology annotation, cellular component: nucleus. Lineage: Eukaryota; Metazoa; Chordata; Lepidosauria; Squamata; Viperidae. The transcript is spliced from 2 exons. The coding region runs from base 160 to 969 and encodes 269 amino acids. Gene Ontology annotation, biological process: regulation of DNA-templated transcription.
UUCAUCACAUGGCCCCCAAAGACGCUAUUUAAACCGGGCCGCGCGGCCCUUUCAGCACCACUGGCGCUGGUCAGCGCCCUGCGAACAACUGCGCGGGCAAGAGGCGCUGCGCCGACGAACCCAGCGGAAGGCGAGGACGAGGCUGGACGGGGCCGAGUCAUGCCGCGGUCUUUUCUGGUGGACUCGCUGGUGCUGCGCGAAGCCGGCGGCAGCGACAAGAAAGGAAGCGUCUCUCCCGGCAGCCCGCCGCCCCCGCCGCUCUUUCCCUAUGCCGUACACCCCUCGCAUCCACUGCACGGCCUUUCCGGAGGCGCCUGUCCCGCGGCUCCCGUGGCCACGUCGGCUGCGCGCAAAGCCGGCCUACUCUGCGUGUGCCCCCUCUGCGUGGCCGCCGCUUCUCAGCUGCACCCGCCGCCCCCGCCGCCGCCCGCCCUGCCCCUCCUCAAGGGUUCUUUUCCUCCCUUCGGCUCCCAGUACUGCCCUUCGCCCCUGGCUGCCAGGCAGUCUCCCGGAGGGUCAUCCGCCUCCAGCGGGGGCCACGCACCCGCCCUCUACCAGAGCGCCUACUCGCUGCCCGACCCCCGACACUUCCACUGCAUCUCCGUGGACAGCACGUCGGGCCAGCUGCCGAGCAGCAAGCGGAUGCGCACCGCCUUUACCAGCACGCAGCUGCUGGAGCUGGAGCGGGAGUUCGCCUCCAACAUGUACCUGUCGCGUCUGAGACGCAUCGAGAUCGCCACCUACCUCAACCUCUCCGAGAAGCAGGUGAAGAUCUGGUUCCAGAACCGGCGCGUCAAGCACAAGAAGGAAGGCAAGGGCGGCUCCCAUCGCGCCGGGGGACCGGCCGCCCCCGGCUGUAAGUGCGCCUCCCUCUCCGCUGUGGCCAAGUGCUCCGAAGACGAGGAGGACUCGCCCAUGUCCCCGACUUCCUCGGGCAAGGACGAGAGAGAACUCGCCGUCACCCCCUAAGGUGUGGCGCCGCCGCCGCCGCCGUCCGGUCUCCCGCGGAUGGAAUGGACAAGGGUGGCCCAUAA